This is a messenger RNA of Sodiomyces alkalinus F11, 2343 nucleotides long. Its product is annotated as prolyl-tRNA synthetase. Gene Ontology annotation, biological process: prolyl-tRNA aminoacylation. NCBI's taxonomy places the organism in Eukaryota, Fungi, Ascomycota, Sordariomycetes, Glomerellales, Plectosphaerellaceae. Gene Ontology annotation, cellular component: cytoplasm; aminoacyl-tRNA synthetase multienzyme complex. Gene Ontology annotation, molecular function: proline-tRNA ligase activity; ATP binding. The record is from RefSeq and is a predicted model, not a curated record. The transcript is spliced from 2 exons. The coding region runs from base 305 to 2002 and encodes 565 amino acids.
AAGUACUCCGUACUCCUUCCUUCCUUAUCAGAGAACUCCGGGCUCUUGGACGCCGUGUGACCCCAAAAAUUUACCAACCUCUAGUCCCAUGCCCCUAUUUCUCCCCGAAAACAUCUCUCUUAGAGUCUUCAGUUCUUCGUUCCUGCUGCGGGAUUCCCGAAUAAUCGAGUCCUGUAGGACGCCCCUUCUCGUCUUCACCUGCACUCAAACAUUCGUAUCCUCCUAAUAUAACCCCGCCAUUCGGUAUCAUUACCCCACACAAUCAACCUCUGUCGGUUUUCUUCUCUCCCGACCCAGCCCCGCCAUGGCCGAUUCCGCGGAGCAAGCGAAGCUGCCCGAGCAGCAGCAGGGGCCGUCCAAGAGCGCGCUCAAGAAGGCCGAGAAGCAGGCCAAGAUGGCCGCGGAGAAAGCCGCCAAGGCCUCCAAGAAGGCUGCUGUCCCCGUGGUGGGAGGCAAGAAGACCGACGACAUAAUCGGUAUCACCGUACCCAAGAACGAAGACUUCUCCGCCUGGUACCAGGAAGUCGUCCUCAAGUCCGAGAUGGUGGAAUACUAUAAUGAGAUCGCCGGCUUCUUCGUCCUGCGCCCGGCUUCCAUGUACAUCUGGGGCGUUAUCCGGACGUGGUUCUCUGCGCGGAUCGAGGCUAUGGGUGUGGAGGAGACGAGUUUCCCCCUCUUCCUUUCUUCCAAAUCACUCGAGAAGGAGAAGGACCACGUCGAUGGCUUCGCUCCUGAGUUGGCAUGGGUCACUAAGGCCGGUGACAAGGACCUCGAGGUUCCCGUUGCCAUUCGCCCGACAUCCGAAGCCGUCAUGUACCCUUACUAUGCCAAAUGGAUCCGGAGUCAUCGUGAUCUCCCCCUGCGUCUCAACCAGUGGAACUCGGUCGUGCGAUGGGAGGCCAAGCAGACGACGCCUUUCCUCCGAACCAGGGAAUUCUUGUGGCAGGAGGGCCAUACGGCUCAUUUAACCGAGGAACUUGCGGGCAAGGAGGUGCUGGAGAUUCUCGACCUGUACGCCGGUGUCUAUGAGCAGCUGCUCGCCGUUCCCGUCGUCAAGGGUCGCAAGACGGAGAACGAGAAAUUUGCCGGCGGCUACUACACCACCACCGUAGAAGGCUACAUCCCUUCCAACGGCCGAGGCAUCCAGGGCGCGACAUCGCACUGUCUUGGCCAGAACUUCAGCAAGAUGUUCGACAUCACCGUCGAGGAUCCCAACAAGAGAGGCGAACACAUUCACGUCUGGCAAAAUUCCUGGGGCCUCUCCACCCGCGUGAUCGGCGUCAUGGUCAUGAUCCACGGCGACGACAAGGGCCUCGUCCUCCCGCCCCGCGUCGCCAGGAUCCAAUCCAUCGUCGUCCCCGUCGGCAUCACCGCCAAGAUGAGCCCCGAAGAUCGCAAGAACCUUGAAGCCAAGGCCGACGACAUCGCCCAGACCCUCAAAACCGCCGGCAUCCGCGCCGACGUCGAUCACCGUGACGGCUACACGCCGGCCUGGAAGUUCAACGACUGGGAGCUCCGGGGCGUCCCUCUGCGGCUUGAGUUCGGCCCCAAGGACGCCGCCAAGGAGGUCGUCAGCUUCGCCCGUCGCGACACGGGUGAGAAGGGGGCCAUCCCCCUGGCCGAGGUCACCACCAAGGUUCCCGAACUCCUCGAGACCAUCCAGCAGGACAUGUACAACAAGGCCGAGAAGUCCUUCCGCGAGCACAGGAUCCAGCUCACCGACUGGGACAAGGUCGUCCCCGCCCUCGAUGCCAAGAACGUCGUCAUCAUCCCCUUCUGCCUUGAGCCCAAGUGCGAGGAGCGCAUCAAGGAGCUCACCGUGAGCACGUCUCCCGAGAACGAGCUGCUUCCCGAGGGGAAGCGGGCCCCGUCCAUGGGCAUGAAGAGUCUCUGCAUUCCCUUCGAGCAGCCCGAGGGUCUUGUCGAGGGACAGACCAAAUGUCUGAACCCCGAAUGCUCGGCGCUGGCUAAGAACUGGGUCAUGUUCGGAAGAAGCUACUAGGCGCUGGCGAUUGAGUGGCGGACUAGGUGUAUUCUCAUCAACGGCGCAGCCCCUGCCUCUGGGUGCAGAGGGUAGCUAAUGGUGUCGACUUUUAUGGAGGCCGAACGCAUGUUAUGGGAUUCAUGAUAUACUUGCUUUCUCUUCCUUCUCUGCUUUGGAUGAGGUUGGAUGAUGGAUGCAUACCAGGAUCGGCGCAGAAGAGAUGGGGGGGCUGUGGUGAAUAGGAGGAAGGUCGAGCCGGGCGUAUCGAGCCGAGAGGGCCCGGGCGGGUUUGGUCAAGCCGAGAAGAUGGUAGACGAUAGACCUAGCCACAUAAAUGAAAGAAAAAUAAGACAUGACAA